AUUAAACCCACCACCGCAACUCGUCGGAGAUUAAACGAGAAAAAUUCAAACACACACACACCACGCCCUCUUCUCAUUUUCUCGAGAAAACAUUUUAUUUUCCCUCACUUUCUCGGCGUCCAAACGCCACAUUUUCCCUCGCACAAUGGCGCGGCGGCUCCUCCCCAAGCUCGCGCUAAUCGUCGCGGCCCUGGCGGUCCUCUUCUUCUCCCCCUCGCAAUCCGCCGUUUUCAGUGUAGAUCUGGGUUCCGAAUCGGUCAAGGUGGCGGUUGUUAACCUGAAACCUGGUCAAAGCCCGAUCUCGAUCGCCAUCAACGAGAUGUCGAAACGGAAAUCGCCGGCGCUGGUGUCGUUCCACGACGGCGACCGCCUCCUCGGCGAGGAAGCCGCGGGCCUCGUCGCUCGCUACCCGCAGAAAGUGUAUUCCCAAAUUCGGGACCUCAUAGGGAAACCCUAUUCCUCCGCGAAGAGCUUUCUGGAUUCAAUGUACCUGCCUUUCGAUACGAAGGAAGAUUCCAGAGGCACCGUGAGUUUCAGAAUCGAUGAAAACGGCACCGAGUAUUCGUCGGAGGAACUGGUGGCCAUGUUGUUGGGCUACACUGCAGCUUUGGCUGAGUUCCACGCGAAGAUUCCGAUCAAGGACGCGGUGAUCGCUGUGCCGCCGUAUUUUGGGCAAGCUGAACGGAGAGGGUUGCUUCAGGCGGCAGAGUUAUCAGGGAUUAACGUUCUUGCGUUGAUCAACGAGCAUUCCGGUGCCGCGCUUCAAUACGGGAUUGAUAAGGAUUUUUCCAAUGAGUCGAGGCAUGUGAUUUUCUAUGACAUGGGUUCCAGCAGUACCUAUGCUGCGCUUGUCUAUUUCUCGGCUUAUAAGAGUAAAGAGUAUGGGAAGACGGUGUCCGUGAACCAGUUUCAGGUCCAGGAUGUCCGGUGGAACUCAGAACUUGGUGGCCAGCAAAUGGAAUUGCGAUUGGUGGAGUAUUUUGCUAAUGAAUUCAAUGCACAAGUUGGUGAUGGAAUAGAUGUGAGGAGAUUUCCCAAGGCUAUGGCUAAAUUGAAGAAACAGGUGAAACGAACAAAAGAAAUUCUUAGUGCAAAUACAGCAGCUCCUAUUUCAGUUGAAUCACUUCAUGGUGACAUAGACUUCAGGAGCACAAUAACCCGUGACAAAUUUGAAGAACUCUGUGAAGAUAUUUGGGAAAAGUCUCUUUUGCCUUUGAAAGAGGUGCUCGAGCAUUCAGGACUCUCAGCGGAACAAAUAUAUGCAGUGGAGUUGAUUGGAGGAGCUACCAGAGUGCCAAAAUUACAGGCUAAGCUUCAAGAAUUCCUUGGGAGAAAAGAACUUGAUAGGCAUCUUGAUGCUGAUGAAGCGAUUGUUCUUGGCGCAGCUCUGCAUGCUGCAAAUUUAAGUGAUGGAAUCAAAUUAAACCGCAAAAUAGGAAUGGUUGAUGGUUCCUUAUAUGGAUUUGUGGUUGAGUUGAGUGGUCUUGAUCUUUUGAAAGAUGAAAGCUCAAGACAGUUACUUGUACCACGAAUGAAGAAACUCCCGAGUAAGAUGUUCAGAUCCAUUAAUCAUAACAAGGAUUUUGAAGUUUCCCUAGCUUACGAAAGUGAACAUCAGUUACCACCCGGUGUUACCUCUCCCAUAAUUGCCCAAUACAAGAUAUCUGGUUUGAAAGAUGCAAAUGAGAAAUACUCUUCCCGGAAUCUGUCAUCUCCCAUCAAGGCAAAUAUGCAUUUCUCUCUUAGUAGAAGUGGAAUUCUCUCUCUGGAUCGGGCAGAUGCUGUUAUUGAAAUAACAGAGUGGGUGGAAGUUCCAAGGAAAAAUUUGACCAUAGAGAAUUCAACUAUUUCGUCAAAUACAUCAAAUGAAUCUGGUGCUGGGGACAGUUCUGAAAGCAAUGAAAACUUGGAAACUGAUAGUGGGAUUAAUAAGACAUCCGACAUUAGUGCAGAGGAGCAAAUUGAUAGUGGGGCUAAUAAAACACCCAACAUUAGUGCAGAGGAGCAAGCUGUUGCUGAACCUGCUACAGAGAGAAAGCUGAAAAAGCGAAGCUUUAGGGUACCAUUGAAGAUUGAUGAGAUAGCAGGAUCUGGGAUGUCCUUAUCAAAAGAUAUUCUUGCUGAAGCCAAAAGAAAAUUACAAGCUCUAGAUAAAAAAGAUGCAGAAAGGAAAAGAACCGCUGAGUUAAAAAAUAAUUUAGAAGGAUAUAUAUACACUACUAAGGAAAAGAUUGAAACUCUUGAGGAGUUUGAAAAAGUUUCUACAAGUGAAGAGCGCCAGUCCUUUGUUGAGAAGCUUGAUGAGGUGCAAGAUUGGUUGUAUACAGAUGGUGAAGAUGCUAAUGCUACAGAGUUUCAAGAGCGUCUUGAUCAGUUAAAAGCUGUUGGGGAUCCAAUUUUCUUCAGGUUAAAAGAGCUUACAGCUCGUCCAGUGGCGGUUGAUCUUGCCCGUAAAUACAUUGAUGAGCUAAAACAGAUUGUACAAGAGUGGAAAACAACCAAGUCUUGGCUUCCAAAAGACCGAGUAGAUGAGGUGAUAAACGGUACUGAAAAGUUAAAGAGUUGGUUGGAUGAGAAAGAGGCUGAGCAAAAGAAGACUUCUGGAUUCAGUAAGCCAGCAUUUACAUCUGAAGAAGCAUAUUUAAAGGUGUUUGAUCUACAAAACAAGGUUGCCAAUAUUAAUAAAAUUCCUAAGCCCAAGCCCAAGAUUCAGAAGCCCACAAAGAAUGAAAGUGAGAGCAGUGGGCAGAACACGGAUAGUGAUGAAAAAGUUGAUGAGCAACCCGAAGCUCAUGAUGAGUUAUGAUUCAACUGGGAAUGCAUGUAGGUCCAGUUUUAAUCACAUCUACCUGCAUAAUUUAUACUCCUAAUGGUAGAAUGGUUUGGUGAAAAGGAGGCACUUUUAGUUUUUCACCGACCAGGAGAAUAGAGUUGAGGCAACAUUUGGCAUCAGAGUGCUAAAAUUUUGAGGUUUGGUGGCAUCUACAUUGUUGGUAAUUAAUUUCCCUUUGCUAUUUGAGGGGGUAAGUUGUAAUUUACAGCCACAUGAAAUAUGUUAGGGAGAACAGUUAGUAAUUCUAAUAGAUUUGCACCAAAGUUACACAAAUUUUGCUUGAGUGAGCUCUCAUAAUUAAUUCUAAACGAUCUCAUUCAAUCAGCAGAUACAGUUUUCAUUCUCUUAAAAAAUAGUCUUGCUGAUGAUGCGACCUAAA
Lotus japonicus is the source of this 3212-nucleotide messenger RNA. RefSeq names its product heat shock 70 kDa protein 17. The record is from RefSeq and is a predicted model, not a curated record. The coding region runs from base 146 to 2806 and encodes 886 amino acids. Gene Ontology annotation, cellular component: endoplasmic reticulum chaperone complex. Lineage: Eukaryota; Viridiplantae; Streptophyta; Magnoliopsida; Fabales; Fabaceae. Gene Ontology annotation, molecular function: ATP-dependent protein folding chaperone; ATP binding. Gene Ontology annotation, biological process: endoplasmic reticulum unfolded protein response; negative regulation of hypoxia-induced intrinsic apoptotic signaling pathway; cellular response to hypoxia. The transcript is spliced from 14 exons.